AUGACGUACGAUUCGUACGAUUCCACUCCAGAGAUUGGACAAGGCAUAAGCGUUUUAUUGGCAACAACUUGUCCAUUUAUCCUUUAUACAUCUGCCAUUAUUUUUGGCAUCAUCCCAUUCUGCACCGUCUUGUACUUGAUGACGCACAAACACAACGCCUCCAUAAGAGGCUUUGAAUACUACCAGUGCGCGCAACUCAGCUUGCUCGUAGUUCUCUUCUGUACAGACGUCACCUGCAUCAACAUUCUCGCAUGGUGUGUAUCGAAGCCAGUGCCAUCCACGCUGCCAAUAAUCGCCGCAAAUCUUUGCGUGGUGCCGUACAUGUGCGGCUAUUUCCCACGGCAAUAUUCCUGGCCUCGUUACCUUUUGCCAGAAGUUGUAUUGGAAGAGCUGCUAUACAUCACACGCCAGCAGGAGACGAACUGGGAAGAAUGGGGGAGCCAGGACACCACCCUAUGCGGUGAUGAAAUGGACGACGAACAAAUAGACCAUGAGGGUGACACUGAGCCGCUGCUACGAGAAUGGCUAGACGAGCAACGGCUGCUGAACCAAAUGGAUUCUGACGAUACUGACGACGAUACGGAGUCGUCAUACUCAACGCUUUCCACUGUGGAUUCCGAGAUGGACUUUUGGUUCAGCUAUGGUGGGAGCAGAUACGAUGGUGACGGCUCUCCGCUAGUAGCGUAG
Molecule: messenger RNA, 687 nt
Organism: Trichoderma atroviride IMI 206040
Lineage: Eukaryota; Fungi; Ascomycota; Sordariomycetes; Hypocreales; Hypocreaceae
Source: RefSeq, a predicted model, not a curated record